Messenger RNA from Anopheles arabiensis, 4304 nucleotides. RefSeq lists its product as uncharacterized. Gene Ontology annotation, molecular function: G protein-coupled receptor activity. Bases 646 to 3798 code for a protein of 1050 amino acids. Gene Ontology annotation, biological process: G protein-coupled receptor signaling pathway. Gene Ontology annotation, cellular component: plasma membrane. The record is from RefSeq and is a predicted model, not a curated record. The transcript has 5 exons. NCBI's taxonomy places the organism in Eukaryota, Metazoa, Arthropoda, Insecta, Diptera, Culicidae.
CAAAGUGUGACUACCGCAAGCAGUUCGCAACCGGCGCGACCGGCGUCCCGCGGUGGGCAAGGUGUCGGUGACCCACACCACCACCACCACCAUGUCCUUUCGCUGGUGGACGGGCACGGUUGGGUGGUGGGCGGCUCGCAGGACCACCGCCAGCGGCACUCGCCUGUCGCAGGGCAGCUGAGCGCUGUCGUGCGACAGGCGCAUUGUUGCGUGCGGCAGAAUGCCGCACCAUCGCUCGGUGGGGACAGUGAGUGUGUGCAGUUCGGGGCCGGUGAACGGCGGAGCAAAACGACGCCUCGGGAGCGUAGGUCAGGGACGGCGGGCAGGCGAUCGGCAGUGCGGGUGGCGUCGGUCGUAUGGAUUGUGCUGUCGCAGCUCAUUCACGUCGGCAGCAUCGCGGCAUCCCAAGCGCUCGAUGCUGACCCGGGCAACAGUAACGCCAGUAACGCCGGUAACGCUUACGGAAAUCGGUUCGGCCGUUUGCUGCUCAACGGUACGCGCUCGGUGGGAGGAGCGGGGCCGUCGUUGCUCGGUGCCAGCACUACCGUCCUCACCACCGAGCCGGCACCGUUCGAUAGAGGGGUGGCGUUUGCCGCUGCUGCUGCUGAUGGGACCGCUUCCGCUGGCUUUAACGAUUCCAGCGAAAUGCCCCAAAUUCCGGAGUACAUCCGGGCGACGUCGAUGGUGUUCUGUAUCAUUAUCAUGUGUCUCGGCGUUAUCGGCAACGUUAUGGUCCCGAUUGUCAUACUCAAGACGAAGGAUAUGCGCAACUCGACCAACAUCUUCCUCACCAAUCUAAGCAUCGCCGAUCUGCUCGUUCUGCUCGUCUGCACACCGACCGUGCUGGUGGAGGUCAACUCGCCGCCCGAGGUUUGGGUGCUCGGGGAGGAAAUGUGCAAGGCGGUACCGUUCGUGGAACUGACGGUGGCACACGCGAGUGUCCUCACGAUUCUGGCGAUAUCGUUCGAGCGCUACUACGCCAUCUGCGAGCCGCUCAAGGCCGGGUACGUCUGCACGAAGACGCGCGCCCUGCUAAUCUGCCUUGCGGCGUGGACUGUCGCCGCCAUCCUGACGAGUCCGAUCCUAUUCUUUGCCGAGUACAGCGUGCAGCCGUACCUGGACGGUAGCCGGGCGGCCAUGUGUCUGACGAAAGCGUCCAACGGCUGGACGUUCACCUUCUUCCUGAUGACGAUCUCGCUGUUCUUCGUGCUGCCGCUGGCCAUACUGGUCGUGCUGUACGCGAUCAUUGCCCGCAAUCUGAUCGCGAGCGACCGGUCGCGGCUCAAGAUCCGGCUCAGCAAGCCCGAGCUAAGCCACAAGGCCCGCAAGCAGGUGGUGCUGAUGCUGGGCGCGGUCGUGCUCGCCUUCUUCACCUGCCUGCUGCCGUUCCGCGUGCUGACGCUCUGGAUCAUACUCGUGCCGGAGGAAACGUUCCAACAGCUAGCGCCCGAGCGGUACUACAACCUGCUGUACUUUAGCCGCAUCAUGCUCUACCUCAACUCGGCCGUCAACCCGAUCCUCUACAACCUGAUGUCGUCCAAAUUUCGGAAAGGAUUUCUGCGGCUGUGCAGCUGCUCGCAGUGGGCGGGCGGAGCGCACGGUCGCCGCAAGGGCCGCAACCGGUCGGCCACCUUUACCACUACCACCACCACCACCACCAACACGACGUCGAGCUCCACGUACGGGGGUACGGGUCCGUCGCUCGCGCUGGACAGUUGCCGAUACGACCGCAGCAGCAACAGUGCCGAGGACGGUCCAAUCGGGCGGAACAAUGGGACGCAAAAGCUCACAUUAUCGCUGGACGAUUUGCGCCUGCAGCUGCCGGCGGAUGGCGACUGCUCAACACCACCAUCGCUUCCCGCACCCUCCUCCUUCUACCGCCUCAAUCUGGUGCGCCAGUACUCGAGCCCGCUGCUGCUGUUCUCGUCCUCGCCCGCACCGACCACCCAUCGCCCCACCAGUGCGUCCUGCCAUCGGGGCGGCGCAUUUAAGCGCCAGUUUAACGUGACCUUCGACGAACCGACCGGCGACGGUGGCGGCAGUCUGCUAGCGUCCGCCGAAGCCGAACAGCUUCUCCUGCGUAUCGACCAGCAGCAGCAGCAGCAGCAGCCCGAACCACGCAGCCAACCGUUGCGCAAUGCGCUGCGGAUCAAGUUUCCCCGCUUUCACGGUGCAGCGGCGCGCACCCGAUCGGCGGCGGGCGGGAAGCGCCGAAGCGACAGCAAUGGGCGGACGGCCGCAACCGUAAAGCAGCUGUCGCUGGACGAAACUUUACUGACGGCGGCGAUGGCGGGGCGAAAAUCUCCAUACCCUCCCCCUUCCGGUAGCCCAAUCCUGAUGAUCUCGUCGUACGAGUACGUGGAGUACAUCGAUGGCAACAUGGUGGCGGCCUGCCUGUCCCCGGUCGACAGCUUCUGGCCGGCGUCCUUCUUCGUCGGCAGCAUUGUGCUGUUCUUCAUCGUGCCGCUGCUCAUACUGGUCGUGCUGUACUCGGUGAUUGCGAAAAACCUGAUGGAAAAUCCGACCAUCAUCAUGUCCAGUGCGUCCAGCGGCAACCGGGGGAACGUGUACAAGUACCGCAAGCAGGUGAUCUUCAUGCUCGGUGCCGUGGUAGUGAGCUUCUUCGUCUGCCUGCUGCCGUUCCGGGCGCUCACGCUGUGGAUCAUCAUUGUGCCGAGCGAGGCGAUCGUAUCGAUCGGCAUCGAGCGGUUCUACAUACUGCUGUACUUUUGCCGCAUCAUGCUGUACAUGAACUCGGCGAUCAAUCCGAUCCUGUACAAUCUGAUGUCGUCCAAGUUCCGGAACGGGUUUCUGCAGCUGCUCGGCUGCGGCAAGAUCGUCCGCUCGGACAGCAUCUCGAGCGGGGGGACGCGCAAGGGCGGCGGCACGUUCCAUACGGGAUCGACCAACUUGAGCAGCUCGCUCGGGACGAGCCAGCGGAAGGGCGGCCAGCGGGAGGAGAGCAGCAGCAGCACCAGCAGUAGCAGCCUUCGGCGACCGACGGUACAGUUCCAGCAUCCGCCGGUGAGCGACGAGUGGCACCCGGGGCAGGGUGUACUGAGGCGUCACAGCAGCAUCAUAUCGAUACGGGGAGCCACAGUGCCGGCUGUGGCCGGGAAUGGAAAGUCGCACGACAGUGCAGUCCCGCCGCCGUUGUCGGUGCGCGCAAAUGGUAAUAAGAUUGUCGAGGAGGAGGAGGUGGCAGGGGAUGGCUGUCUGCAACAGGCACUUGCAGCAGUAGAACCACCAACACCACCACCACCACCACCACCACUGCCAAACAGUAACGGUUUCCAUAGGUUUAAGGAUAGGGUUAGGAUAGUCGGUUCGCGCCAGUCGUACCGGGCAAGGUUAGAUUUUCACCACUACCGCACCGGUGGGUAUGUGGGGCACGGGCAACUCACUGCCACUACUACCACCACCAACAAGAACACUGCCACAACCGAGGAAGAGGAGUCCACCGACGUUGCCGCCCGACCGGAAGACGAGCCACCGCGCCGAAGCAAUGACAAUAAUCGAUUUUCUCUACUGCAUGCCGCUACGGCGGCACUUGCGACGGCAACUACUGCGGCUACCGCGACAGCGGUCAUGGUGAUCGUGGCGGCCAGCGGGUCGGUCGAUCUGGUCGAUGAGUCCACCGAUCGCGAGCGUCCCGGGGAGCGGUUCCAGCCGGUGGACCAAACGGAUUGGACGGGGAGGGAAGCAGAACGAAAUAAUGGAAAGGAAUCGCCUGCACUAGCGGCGUCGUGCAUAGCACCGUCGCCCUGUGCUGUUGGUUCAAUGGAAUGUGAUAUUUAGCUCCUGGAGCAACGGAAAAUUGCACUGGUUUACGGAGGAGUGAGUGAGUGCAGUUGCAAACUGUACGAACUUUGUAGCAAUCGGACUCGAAGAGACAAGCGAACGUUAUGAACGUUUUCAAUGCUUUACUAUGUUUUUUUUUCUUCUUUCCUGUGCAAUUACUGCAAGUGGUCUUGUUAGGGAACGGAAAAGAUUGGAAAAAAGAAACUAAGAACUAAGAGCGCAGUAGAGAGAGGGAUAAAGAGAGAUGGAGAGGUACACGCAAAGCGAACGGAUAUACCAAGUAUUCCUAUGUUGUACAUUCGAAGCUAUUUAUACCGAAACAUACAACACAACACAGAUCAGUAGCAUGUAGACAAACAGAGAGAGAGAGAGAGUGGAAAAAACGGUGGACGAACAUUUUAUGUGUAAAACUUUAUCCCAAAAUAAAGCAAAAAAAAUACACACUCUGAUGGAGGAUUCAUAAAAAAGGGCAGUUCCAAAAGUUUCAUUUGUUCCAAGGGGGA